Molecule: messenger RNA, 410 nt
Organism: Arabidopsis thaliana (thale cress)
Lineage: Eukaryota; Viridiplantae; Streptophyta; Magnoliopsida; Brassicales; Brassicaceae
Exons: 3
Coding region: 1-165 (54 amino acids)
Source: RefSeq, marked reviewed
AUGUCUUUUCACACUAACACUGCAAGUUUUGUUGAGCGUGUACUUAACGGUGUUAUUUCCGCCGAUAACUCUGGCAGCACUACUCCCAAAGUCGAUAAAGGCUGGACAUCUAACGUGAAGAUGGUGGUAAUGGGUGCCGAGAAAAGGAAUUUAACGAAGGUUUAAACGUAAAAGGGAAAUUAAUGAAACUUGCUGUCACCACAAAGAGGAUACUGAUGGUCGUGAUGUUAGUGGCGAUGCUAGCUGCUGUUUCAUACUAUGGCUAUAAGGGACUCUUGUGGCUUUCAGAUUGGAUGAAUGAAGUCGAAGAACAAAGACAAAAGUCUAGAAGAUACCCUCGAAUCUAACUGGUUUUGAGAGUUGUUCCUUCUCAAGCUUUUAGCCUGAUAUUGGUCAGUGACAACACAGUU